GAAGAGAAGAGAAGAGAAGAGAAGAGAAGAGAAGGCGAAGAACCAAAGCACAUGCGAAGGUCGUUUUGAGGAGGAAGAGAUCGAGAAGUCUUUUUUGGAGGAAGCUGCCGGAAGUUCCUUUUCAGAGAGAACGAAGAGGAGGCGAUUCUGUAGAUAUACUUGAGAUAUGAUGUUCUUGAGCUGGAAUCGUCCUUCUUCCAAACAACAGAAGGAUUGCAUUAUGACAUCUGGAUCUUUCAACUAUGCUUCUAAACACAUAGGCUCUACUGCUAAGCAUGUCUCUUCCCUUCAAGAAGAUGAGGAUCUGUUGAAAGAUGGUUUCCUCAUUAACCAUUCUCGUGUUUUGGUUGGUUCUGGCAAUGAAACCUACGAAAAGGGAAAAUCUGCACUUCAAUCUUGGAGGCAUUUUAGUUUCGACUGGACAUUUGUUGAUCCUAAGACCCGAAUUCAAAAUGGGAACAAGUUUUGUGUUUGUGCGAAGGAAUUUGUGCCAUGGUUGAUGAUGCCACUUCAAGUGGUGUAUGUGAAGGAAAACAAUAUCAACCAAAACAAGGCAUCCAUAUCCUCAUUUGGUUUUGGCAGUGGUACUCUUCAUGGACACUUACUGGCUGGGGAAAAAAGGUUUUCGAUUGAAUUGGAUGAGAAUAAUCAAGUUUGGUAUGAGGUGUUGUCUUUCUCGAAGCCAGCCCACUUCUUGUCUAUGAUUGGGUAUCCAUAUGCUGGAAUGAGACAGAAGUAUUUUAACCAUCAAUCUACAACUGCAGUCAAGAAAUGUUGUUUAUCUACUUAAAAUCCUUUGUAAACAAAUAAGAAGUUUGAUUUUCACUGAGAAUCAUAAGUUGAAAUGGAGGGUUUAUCCUAACUAGGCUUUCUUUUAGAACUAGGGUUUAUAAGUUUAUUAUAUGUAGAAAUUAACAGACUCUUGCGAGUUUUGAGUUUUAGAAUAUUCUGUGUACUUAUGAAUUAUGAAAAGAAAAAGAGCUUAAUCUC
This is a messenger RNA of Impatiens glandulifera, 990 nucleotides long. RefSeq names its product UPF0548 protein At2g17695-like. Lineage: Eukaryota; Viridiplantae; Streptophyta; Magnoliopsida; Ericales; Balsaminaceae. The transcript is spliced from 4 exons. The coding region runs from base 167 to 790 and encodes 207 amino acids. The record is from RefSeq and is a predicted model, not a curated record.